CCCCCUAGUCUCGCUCUUGGCCUGCGCAGGCGCAAGGCCGCAAGAUGGCGGCGGCUGGAGUGGGCCGUCUAAGGCGAGCGGCGUCGGCCCUGUUGCUCCAGAGACCGCGCCUGCCCGCCCGGGAGCUAUCAGCUCCGGCACGGCUCUAUCACAAGAAGGUGGUUGAUCAUUACGAAAAUCCCAGGAACGUGGGGUCUCUUGACAAGACCGCUAAGAAUGUUGGAACCGGAUUGGUGGGGGCUCCAGCGUGUGGGGAUGUAAUGAAAUUGCAGAUUCAAGUGGACGAGAAGGGGAAGAUCGUGGACGCCAGGUUCAAGACGUUUGGCUGCGGUUCUGCAAUCGCCUCCAGCUCGCUGGCCACCGAGUGGGUGAAAGGGAAGACGGUGGAGGAAGCCUUGACCAUCAAGAACACAGACAUCGCCAAGGAGCUGUGCCUCCCGCCGGUGAAGCUGCACUGCUCCAUGCUGGCCGAAGAUGCGAUCAAGGCCGCCCUGGCCGAUUACAAACUGAAACAAGAACCCAAGAAAGGGGAUGCGGAGAGCAAGUGAGCCCUCAGUGGUGGAGCUGCCCACCGGACACUUCGCUUCAGCCGCCGGCCCGCCCGCCCACCGCCACGCAGCCCCCAGAGCGCUCCUAGGCAGAGCUGUGCCCUGCCGCACGCAGCCUUGCUGUUCCCAUUGUGGCUGUAAUGCAAGAAAAAUACACCGUUUAACCGUUCGGAAUCCUGUGCUUUCUUUCAGCCCCUUUGUCGCCUCGGUCCGGUUUAUGUUUAAUUGGGACUGUGCGUGUGGCCUCAAAACUGCCAUCAGUAGUGACGUCUCAAGCCUCGCUCAUCCUUGAAGUGCUCAGAGACGUGUUUUACCUGAAUCUGUUUGGGGAGAUUACGGACAGAAUGGCUUGGAGUGAUUAUUUGACAGAACCAAGUGUUGUACAUAAAACAGAUCUGCAUAUAUAUAAUAAAUAAAAGAAAGUCAGACAAUG
Phyllostomus hastatus (greater spear-nosed bat) is the source of this 981-nucleotide messenger RNA. RefSeq names its product iron-sulfur cluster assembly enzyme (gene ISCU). The transcript has 5 exons. Gene Ontology annotation, biological process: iron-sulfur cluster assembly; intracellular iron ion homeostasis. Gene Ontology annotation, cellular component: cytoplasm; mitochondrial matrix. Lineage: Eukaryota; Metazoa; Chordata; Mammalia; Chiroptera; Phyllostomidae. The record is from RefSeq and is a predicted model, not a curated record. The coding region runs from base 45 to 548 and encodes 167 amino acids. Gene Ontology annotation, molecular function: ferrous iron binding; 2 iron, 2 sulfur cluster binding.